Molecule: messenger RNA, 1773 nt
Organism: Boleophthalmus pectinirostris (great blue-spotted mudskipper)
Lineage: Eukaryota; Metazoa; Chordata; Actinopteri; Gobiiformes; Gobiidae
Gene: bcap31
Product: B cell receptor associated protein 31
Exons: 8
Coding region: 156-881 (241 amino acids)
Biological process (GO): intracellular protein transport; endoplasmic reticulum to Golgi vesicle-mediated transport
Cellular component (GO): endoplasmic reticulum membrane; endoplasmic reticulum
Source: RefSeq, a predicted model, not a curated record
AUGAGCUGGCAUUAAUGACGCACGCCGGAAGUGUUUAUAAACUCAGGGCUAAGGAGCUAAGCUAAAGGCUAACGCGUUGAGCAGAGGCGUCAAACAACGAGCAGCUGUCAGUGCACGAUUUCACCUUUAAUUGUUUAAAGUUUACAGGUGCAAAGAUGAGUCUCCAGUGGACGGCUGUGGCUACGUUUCUUUAUGUCGAAGUAUUUUUAGUUUUGCUUCUGUGCAUUCCAUUCAUCUCCCCCAAAAGAUGGAGUAAGAUCUUCAAGUCUCGUCUGGUGCAGACCAUCGCUCUCUAUGGAAACACCUGGUUCAUGGUGGCCAUCGCCAUCUUGGUCUUCCUCCUCAUCGAUGCGUUCAGGGAAGUGAGGAAAUACAGCGUCACAGAGAAAGUGGAUCUGACUAACAAUCCCACGGCCAUUGAACACAUCCACAUGAAACUUUUCCGAGCCCAGAGGAACGAGUACAUCGCAGGAUUCGCUUUACUCCUCUGUCUGCUGCUGCGUCGACUGGCCACCCUCCUGUCCCAGCAGGCCUCUCUGAUGGCGUCCAACGAGGCCUUCCAGAAACAGGCCGAAGGAGCGAGCGCCGCCGCCAAGAAGUUUAUGGAUGAGAAUGAGCUUCUGCAGGAGAAGCUGCGCGAGGCGGGAAUCGAGAUCCCAGAGCCAGGAAAAGCUGCCGGGCUCCAGGAGGAGAACAAGAACCUGAAAUCUGAACUGAAGACGAUCAAAGAGGAACUGGACUCUUCCAAGAAAGCUCUACAGAAGUCUGACAGUGACGUCCGUGCGAUGAAGAAACAGGCCGAGAACCUCACAGUGGAGUACGACCGACUGCUGGAGGAGCACAGCAAACUACUGGCAACAAGUGACAAAAAAUCCGACUGAAGCUUCAAACUCCUUGUGUCUGCUUUUCCGCCCGACAACCGCAUGUGUCAUUGCUCCUCUGCGCUCUGAUUGGUUCAAAACGGACUCAUCACUUUUAUUAUCAGACUUUUGGAGUGGACCAGUUCUCUGACGGGCUUUUCUCUGAAGGUUCCUUUUUAUUUUAGGAAAUGUCGUUUUGGUUUGUUCAAGAUGUAAAGGUUUGAAUUGGAGCGGUUUAGUCUCACUUCUUUCACGUUUACGGUUUUGUGAAUGUUCAGUUUUUAUGCUUUAUUCUCUUCACGGUUUGUUUUUAGAUGACUUUGUCUUUUUUUAUUUCUUUUUCAAAUAAUAUUCCUCACUGAGUUACACUUUUCUUAUCCACAUUCCAAAAAAAAGUCACAGAAUGUUUAAUUUGUAUUUUGUUUGUUAGAUUUUAAGAUCUAAACAGAAACGACGACCUUUCCAUAUUCAAAGUUUUUCCUCCUACAAGGACUCACUUUUUUUUUUGGGGAGUUUGAAGCUUUAAAGGUACGUUGUGUAACUUCUGGUGGAGGGUCUGUCAAAUGCUUUUCGCUUGUCACAGUAAUUUUUGAGCUAUAACGCCACCUGUAAUCCAAUAAAUGCAAUGUAGAGCUGUUUAAUGUCAUUCUGGCAGAGCAAUGACAUAUCCAUAGAAACAAGCAGGUGACAAACCUCCAACCAAAAAGUUACACAGUGCACCUUUUAAAACUGAAAGUAUUGUAAUUAAUCUUUCCGAAAGUUGAAAGACCAAAGCCCAAAUCACGUUUUCUUGAAAUGGUUCUCGUCAUGUUCGGUUCUAAACAGUAAAACGGUGAACUGAGUUUAGAGCAUCAUGUUUCAUUCCACUGUAAAAAGCGCUGGUUUUCAAAAUCAAAUAAACUGUUUAAAAAUG